Molecule: messenger RNA, 1779 nt
Organism: Fusarium graminearum PH-1
Lineage: Eukaryota; Fungi; Ascomycota; Sordariomycetes; Hypocreales; Nectriaceae
Exons: 5
Coding region: 1-1779 (592 amino acids)
Source: RefSeq, a predicted model, not a curated record
AUGAGCAGUCAACCAGACCUACGUAUCGGUGUAGACUUUGGUACCACGUUCACAGGCGUUUCUUGGACCACCCCAAAAGAGGAACUCAAGGGGACAAACGUCGUCAAGAAUUGGCCAGGGCAGACAAGACAAGAACCCAAAGUCCCAACUGUCUUGUCCAAACAGGGCAGUGGAGCCAACAUAAAAUGGGGAUUUCUCUGCGAAUCUAUUGACGAGACGGAGAAGUGGAAGUUGUUUAAGUUGCUUCUCGAACCAGCGACCUAUCAGAAGGAAUCACGCCCUGAGGUCCGUGUACCAUGGAUCCCGGGGACAGUGCAUGACGUCCACGGUCUUGUGGUUGAGUAUCUAAGGCAAAUCUACGUUCACAUAAGUACCAUAAUCCCCGAACUUAUCAAGCAGAAGGACCAAUUCAGCGCAACCCUCAGGAACAAGACCUGGGAUUCGAUGAAGGUCGAGUUCGUAUUCAGCACCCCAGCGCAAUGGGAAGCCCCUGUCAGCCAAUGCUUCAGACGUCUCAUCUUUAGAUCGGGAUUUGGAAAUAUCAACAACCACAGCGUCGUCCUGGGGCUGACUGAAUCAGAGGCUGCCGCUGUUUUCACGUGUAACGCGCAAAUGACAGCAGGUCGCCAAGUUCGAAACAAUAACAUCCUUCUAUCAAUCGACGCAGGAGGUGGGACAACUGAUCUUGCUUUUGUGAAGAAGUCCAAUGACUCCGUGACUUUGGAGGAGAUGAGUCCCGUCACUGGCAUUGGCGUCGGUUCUGCAAGAAUCGACAGCCGGUUCGCCAAGCUCAUCAAAGAAAGAAUGGAGAGGUACCCCACAGUUUGUUCACAUCUUCCAGCGGACUUUGCUCUGAAAGCAUCGCAGAGCGAAGACUUCCAGAAAUGGAAGCACGCGUUUGGAUCAGAGCGUUCGAAAAAUCUAGACGUGUACUCUACCACAGUGGCUGGGGCCAAUGGCUACACGCAUAAGAAGUUCAGGAUCCAUGAUGGCGAAUUGUUCUUCACAAGAGCGGAACUCAAAGGCUGUUUCGACGAAACAUUGGAGCACAUUAUGAAGCAUAUCCAGGAUACGCUGAAAGACUGGACAAUAGAGACCGAGGAUGCAAACAAAGUAGUGGAUUACAUUGUUCUCUCGGGUGGUCUGGGGGGCUCUGACUAUGUCUUGAAGGAAUUAGAGGCGUACAUCAACCUUUUGGCAGCGAAAAAAGACAGUCGCCUCAUCGGAGCACAAGUUUUGAGAGCUCCAGGUAAUACUCGGACUGCCGUGAUUUCAGGCCUUCUCGAUGAGCGUAAAGACAACGCUCAAGCACUCCGAGAAUAUGUCGCACGAGCGAAUUACGGCAUCAUUGUCAGAGAUCCGCCACCAAGCCCACGCUGGUUCAGUUCCAGCGCUGUCACAUCUCAAGAAGCGAGAGUUGAGUGGAUAGUGGAGUAUGGAGCCCGCAUUAAUUAUUUCCAGCCGAUAACCAUCAAACUCACGAAGCGCCUCGAGGAGAACGACCCACGGACUUGGACAGUCGAGAUUAUGUGGCUUGAUAAAGAAGAAAGCAGUCCUCCCCCAAAAAGGAUUCAUGAGAAGCGUGGAGGAGAGGUACUCCAUAGAGUCGACCUUGAAGUGGUUGAAGGAUCUACUAAGCUAUGGACCUUUAUGAACCUCAAGAGCUUUACAAUGUACCAAGAAUGCAAGUUUGAACUCGAAGUAAUGAUUGGACCGUCGGGUGACUGUGUCCUUACAGUAUCAAAGAAUACUCUCAAGCUGACCGAAAGGGAACCCUGA